Messenger RNA from Colletotrichum orchidophilum, 5049 nucleotides. RefSeq lists its product as uncharacterized. The record is from RefSeq and is a predicted model, not a curated record. Bases 1 to 5049 code for a protein of 1682 amino acids. Lineage: Eukaryota; Fungi; Ascomycota; Sordariomycetes; Glomerellales; Glomerellaceae. The transcript is spliced from 7 exons.
AUGGCUGAUUCGAUCAGGCGCCAACGCGCCAAAGAAUUGGUCCGGGCCAUUGCCAAAGAGCAUGGCUAUCUCGAUGGCGAGACUUUGCAACGCCUUGACCCCGAGAUACGCCGCGAAAUCGAGGAAGCUUUCUUCAAGAAGGAUCAGAUGAUUGGAUCCAGUGUUAUCACACUCGCAAAGAAUUUAUACUCUAGCAAGGCCCGUUUUGUUUUCGAGCUCCUCCAGAACGCCGAUGACAAUCAGUAUACGAAGGCCAGAGAAUCUGGUUCCGUGCCGUUUGUGUCUUUUCGGGUCUUCCCCAAUAAAGUCGUCCUCGAAUGCAAUGAGGACGGGUUCAGCUCUGAGAACCUCACCGCGAUUUGUUCGGUCGGGAAAAGCUCCAAGAUCGGAGCCCAGGGCUACAUAGGAGAGAAGGGCAUCGGCUUCAAGUCUGUCUUCAUGGUAGCCUGGAAAGUGCACAUUCAGUCAAAUGCUUUCUCUUUCUCUUUCACACACAAGAAAGGGGACUCGGGGAUGGGUAUGAUAUCGCCAGUAUGGGAAGACACCGACGAGAAGCUGAGGUCGCCGUUGACCAGAAUUACCCUUCAUCUUUACGACGCCGGCGACACAGCUGCGAGAACACGUGAAUCAAUUCGGUCUCAGUUUGAAGAACUCCAAGCAACCAUGCUCUUGUUUUUGAAAAACAUUCGAAGCAUACAGAUCGAGUUCUACGACAGCAAGGGACAACAAACGUCUUCAGUGGUUUACAAUGUCACUCAACUGAAUUCAGGCCUUACGACACUGAGAAAGAUCAGAACGGCGAACACAACGUCCAAAACAGAUACCAGCCACUUUCGAGUCAUACGUCAUGCCGCGAAGAACUUGGCACGCAGCGAAAACAGGACCUACUCAGAGUCUGAAGAGGCCGUCCGAGCGUACUCAAAGUCUGAAGUCAUCCUCGCAUUUCCAGUCUCGGACACAUCAGUUCCCAUAGUAGAGCCCCAAGAGAUCUUUGCUUUCCUCCCAGUGAGGCCAGUCGGAUUCAACUUUCUGAUCCAAGCCGACUUUGUCACAGACGCCAACAGACAAGACAUUGUCAACGACUCUCUCCGCAACGCCGACCUUCUGAAUGCCAUCGCCGAGGCAUUUGUCACUUGGGUAUUGCAAAUUUGCGACCACGAGUCCUUGCGAUAUCGGUGGGUCAAGUAUCUGCCAGACAAAGGGCACUUGUCGUCUCUUCUUCCAUUCUGGCGUACUUUGGUGACCAAGAUCGAUGAAAGACUUCAGAAGGCGCCCGCUUUCUACGACCAUAAAGCCUCUGGUGGACGGUUGCUAAGCGAACUUGUCCGAGUCACUCCUAACAUGGUUGAUGAAAGAGGAAAGCUUCUAUUAGACGAUGGCAAACCAGCAGAGACCAUCUCGCGGAUAUACGACGAGGAAGAUAUUGAUAUCCUAAAAAGCUACGGGCUGCAAACCCCCAGGUAUGAUCACUUCUUGAGGUGGCUGAGAGCAGACCUCGUCGAUGAGUAUACGUCGCGGAUGAAGUCCAGAAGGAUAUCCAGAGAUUGGCACGACAAGAUGGCAAGAACGUUGAGUAUUGCAUUCGACAAAGGGUUCAUUUCAUCCAUUGAGAAAAUCAAGCAGAUGGACCUCAUACCUCUUGAAGAUGGCACUUGGGUCUCUGCAUUGUCAGGUCCAAUCUACUUUCCCAAUUUCCAUGACCUGGAUAUUCCUGUCGAUGUCGGUCUGAAGCUUCUCUCCAAGGCAGUGAAGAUUCCGAGUAGACUUCGUCUUUUCAAGUUUCUGGGCGUGACGAACGCUCCACUACAACUCGUGCAACAAGCCAUUAAAUACCAGUACGACAAUACCGAAGCCCAAAAGAAGCUUUGUUUCCAAGCUUCGAAACAGCACCUCGAAUUCAUGUACUUGACCGACCAUCUCAAAGAAGGCAGCAAUCGGAUCAAAAACCUCAAAGUUUUCGACCACAACUUCCAUCUCCAGGACGGCAAAAUGAAAAUAAUGUACCUUCCCAACGAUGAUACAUGUGAUCUUUGGAAGGUCUUCAGCAAGACCGACCCAGGCCCAAAUCUCGGUGAUGGUGCACCUGGCUGCGAUGUCCUCUUUAUCCACAGCAAUUACUUCGAUGACGCACCAGCUACCCCGGAAGGUCAAAAACAUUCAUGGCGCUCUUGGCUUAUCGAUUACACGUCCGUUCGAAAGUACGUGGACUUUGAACCACAAAUAGGUCCCCUCUUUGUGAGUCUUAAGGAUGACGCACGAUACAUCCAAACACACAGGCCAGAGAAGUUCAUGGAAUGUCUCCUCCAAUAUCAUCACGCUAAAAAUGAGGAAGGCUUCUCACCUCAAGCCAUCGCUUGUCUCAGACAAAUCACUGUUCUAUGCCGAGGCAAUCGCAAGAUUCCUCUAGAGGAUAUUUAUUUCCCUGUGCAGAGACUCGAGGGACGCGUGUUGCGUUUUCUCGGCGACGGCGCCUUCUUCCCCUGGCUUUGGCUGGAUGGCGACGAGAUCCAUGAAGAAAUUCCGCCGAAGUGGAAAGGAUUACUCACGAGCCUUGGUAUUGGCCGGCCUGCUAGCGACCUCGAAUUUGCCGCAAACGUUUUCCAGCUCACAAUGUGCAUCUACAUUCCGCUCGCGAAUGACGAAUUCGAUUGGGUUUCGCCAAACGAAUGUGUUUGGGAAGCACCGCAAGAGAUGGCGACCAAAUUUGAUCUGCAACGGCUCUAUCAGCCUUGGCUUAGUGCCGACGACGUGGAUAGCUCCAUUCUUACGCAUCUCUUCAGAAGCACACUCAACAUUGGGGAUUGUACGUGGGACAUACUUGUUGACGAACUGCGGGAAAUCAAGGAAUUGGAAUGGGAUGAUACUGACAGAACCGGUACCAUUUACCGUGCUUUGCAUGAGCUGGCCACAAGCAAUGUAGCAACCAAUAGCGAUGAGCUCAAGGCACCAUUUGAGAGCGAGGCACUGAUCUUUGUCCCGUCAUCGGAUGAUGGGCCGUCCUGGCACAAAGCGUCAGAAUGUGUAUGGUCAAGCGCGACCAAGUUGAGAGGAAGAGUGUCUCUCACAGACGACUACGAAGAUCUGGAAGGUUUCUUCGUCGACCAUCUGGGUGUCAAACCAGUGGACCUCUCAAUGGCCAUUGACGAGUUGAAGGACGUCGCAAUGAGGGGAUCGGCGGCGUUGAAGGAAAUCAAGGAAUCCAUCUGGGUUGUCAACUCACUGCUGUCAUCGGUUUCGAAGCCUCCUAGCCCCCGGUGUUUGUCAAAGUCUCGGAUCUUCCCCGUCAAGCGCCCAGAUGGGCACGUUGAGGCAGAAACCGAGGCCACGGAGUUUUGCGUCAUUGACCGGGAGCCGCUCGAAUCCUUGUUCAAGGACAAGAUAAAGCUUCUCGACUUUACUUUAGAGCAAGUCGCCCGGCUGCGUCCAUUCAUUGAAUGGGUACAGCUGCAAGAUCGAUACAUUUCAUGCUGCGUCAAAGAAAUCACCUCUUUCCACGGCGGAGCCUCCAUGCCAACUCUGACGUUGAACUCUCAGCGACAGAUUCGGAACCGUGCGCAUGCUCUCCUCAGGGUUGCGGCGCACUUUGAUAGCCCUCGUUGCCAAAGUAAACGAGACAUGAACAUAUUCUACGAUAUCCUGAGAUCAGCGCAAAUUUUCGAGACUGAUAGCAUCUCUGCGAACCUCCGUCUCGUCCAGGAUGGAACCUCUUAUGUCAUCGAGGGCAAAACGACAACACUGCAUAUAGACGAAGCUCAUUCGAGCUUGAAAGUCUACCUACCGCGAGACAAAACUGACCAGAAAUACAUGUUUACCAACGUGCUGCCGCAAAAGCUCCUAGAGUGGAUGAUGAGACAUCCAGUAACACAUAUCUCCCGAGAUGUCACUGGCAGCAGCUUGGAUGCGAUCAAGAACGUUCUGCUGGCACCGCUUCCCUUGAUCACUAGAGCUCUUCAGGACAGCGGUAUAACCAAGGUUCAAGUUGUCAAUCGUGACGAGGCCAUGGCAUCAGAAGCGGAUCUCUCGGCAUUGGCAGCCUCGAAUUCCCACAGCGAGGACAGCACCAGUUCAGAUGAUGGUGCAUCAGACCUUUCGAGUUCUAGCAAACCAGAUUUCUUUGACUCUGCCUACUCAGAAGACUCUGCCCACUCAGAAGACUCGGCCCACUCAGAAGACUCGGCCCACUCAGAAGACUCUGCCCACUCAGAUAACUUGACCGACUCGGAGAACUUUGCGACAGGCGUGUCGUCCUUGCAGAGGCAGCCCAACGCCCCGCCCAGCAGACUCGUCCGGCCUAUCCCGCUGACGCCCUCCUCUGGCGAAUUUCAGGACGAUACCACUAGUGACGCCCGCUUUAUUUCCCUCUUGGAUAAGGUUAUUGCUGCAGGGCGCAGAAGACGGGUCAAUUUGCUGCCAGUCUGUGGAACGUUCAACAUGAGCCAGCUGCAAGACGAUCUUCCAGCCUCUCGCCGGGAUACGGAUUUCGGCUUACGCUCAGCGCCUCAAAUUGAAAGAGAUUGCAAGGUCGGUGCAGCGGGCGAGUUGUUUGUCUUUGAGCUCCUGUCUCACUUGUAUGAGGAUAACUCUCCCCUCCCACCGCUACCUGGGUUCUCCAGGAGCAGCUGGCAAAGUACUAUUCGCAAGUACGUGAGAGUGCAUCCAGAGUACGCAGACAUGUCACCGUGGAGUGGCCGAGAGACCUCGGACAUUGUAUACCACGACACCAGCAAUAGGUUGACGGAUCUCUUCAUCGACAAGAACUACCUCCAGGAGCAGUCGCGGGGCUCGGUAUCUCGCGGCCUAAAGUACUUUAUCGAGGUCAAGACAACAACAAUGGCGUGCGAGACACCAUUUUACAUGAGCAAAGCUCAAUACAAAAGAAUGAGGGAGAAUGUCAUGACCGAAAAUAACGACACAGUCUAUGUCAUUUUCCGGGUAUAUAAUCUUGGCCAGGAAAGCAUGGGUUUCAGGGUAUACCUGGACCCGGAGACUCUAAGAAGCUCCGGGCAGUUGAAAUUCACCGCCGAAAAUUGGUCAGUGAUUCCUGGGUAA